UUCCUGCCACCCUCAAAAUGGCGCCCGAUUCGUCGGCUCCUUCUCUAUCGCCACUCUCCAAAUGGCCGCGGCUCCCGCUUAGCAAAUGGGAAAGCUCUCUUCUUUUCUCCUCUUCCUAUUGGAGGAGAUGUUCAGACCGCGGCCAAUCAGGACAUAGGGCGCGCUAGUUGGCCGGUGGGAGGUGCCGCUGUGGGAGAAUGGCCGGUCGGGCCCUUUCCGCCCUUCUGGCGGGAAGAUGCAAGAAGCAAAAGAGGGAACGAAAAACCCAGCAGGAACUGCAGGAAGCAUCCCUACACGUUUUGAGUUGCCAUCAGAGGCUGGACCAGCUCUUGCUGGAGAAUGGAAGUUCAGAACACAGCAAGUCUGCACUUUCCAGUAACUUUGGCAGAAACGGAAAUGAAGCUUCAGAACAAUUUGUAGGUGGGAGAAAUAGAAUUCGUUUUGCCAGAGAUUCAGUAUGGUCAAUAGUUAUUGGCAGGUGUAGCUUUCCAGGAUUCAAGAAAUUGUCCUUUCUAGCCUGCAAGCUGAACCUUUUCAGUGUCUAUGCAAGCAAUUGGGGUUUUCUUCUUCAUUGCUUUUUCAGCCCCAUCCCCUUGUGCUAUUUCCUGUUGCAAUUUUGGGUGGUAUAUUUAAGGUCUGGACAUAGUUUCCCUCUUUGCUUUACCUUAAGAUGCUUCUCUUCUGCUCUAGUCUCAGCCUUGAAGGAUAAGGCCUCUGUGCUGGGUAUGCCCGUGGGAAUCUUAUCAGCCAGAAUGGCAGCCAACAUCAUUGAGAAGAUCUCUCUGGAGUCCGAUCAAACCACACUACUGAAUGCAGAACACAGAAAGAAGUUGUUUUGUUUGUUCCAGUCCUUGAAGGAAUUAUUAACUGAUAAUGCUUUCUGUCAUUCUGUUCUUGCUCAAGAAGUGUGGAAAAUGCAGCGCCCCCUUGUUUUGGAAGCUGCUUGGCACCUGCACAGAGAGAACAUUGUUCGUUUGGAAGAAUUACUGGAGAAGAAUCCUGAUAUACCUGCGCUAGUGGGUUGGUUGUCCAGCAGCCUUUGUCUCCUGUGCCAUCAGAUGGAAGAGAGGCCCCUGGACACGGAGACCGGGCAGAACAUUCUCACAGACUUUGCUAUUGUGCUCCUUCAGAAUGGAUUUGCGAAAACAUUUGAGUUGGAAAAGAAGUUGGAAACUAAGAAGAUUUCUGAAAUCUGCUGCGCUGUUCUUGAGAGAAUGUUGGCAUGGGUGCUUGAUGCUGUAGCUAAGGAGCAGGACAGUGCCUCCCCCACACUGAAGGCGGUGAAACGCUGGCUCCAGGUGUACAGCAUCAUGGCUUUCCAAGGCACUGUUCCUCCUGGGUUUCUGCAACAGUUCUUUGGGCACCUCUUCACCCAGGUGCUUACGUACAAUCCUCAUCUGAAAGUGUCCGAUGCCAUCAAUCUGCAGAGGGAAUGGAGCUUUGCCAGAACCAGCUCGGUGCUUGCCACAUUAUACCGCAAACUGUUCGUGGUGUUCAAAGCAGAGGACCUCACCCACCGCUUGCAGCAGGUCCUGGAGACAAGCGAAGUGAACUGGCAUCAUGUCCUCUCAUGCAUCUCUACCCUGUUAGUCUGCCAUUCCCAAGCAGAACAGCUGGUUAAAGACCUCCUGGGCUGUCUCUUGAGAAAAGCCUUUGAGAAUUACGAUUUGGAAAACAUGAUCACUGCAUUCUUAAUCGUCCGCCAAGCAGCCUUGGAAGGCCCGGCUUUAUUCCCCCCUUACGCAGAAUGGUUUAAGCUCACUUUUGGGAACGCUGGCAGCCCCCACGGCAGCAGCAAGAAGACGCUGGUCUUCUUCUUCAAGUUCCUGUCACAGCUGGUUCCCUUUGAAGCACCACAGUACCUGAAGGUCCACCUCCUGCAUCCCCCAUUUGUGCCCAGCAAAUACCGCCUCCUUCUGCUGGAAUACAUCACGUUGGCCAAAACCCGCCUGGCAGAUCUCAAGGUGUCCAUAGAAGACAUGGGCCUCUAUGAGAAUGUGUCUUCCACAAAAGAAGCCUCCCAGCCGUGCUGUCAAGCUCUUCAGGAUGUUGAAAAGGCCAUUCAGAUAUUCAGAAAUACUGGCAAGGUCCCGGCAAGUGUGAUGGAAGCCAGUAUUUUCAGGCGGUCCUACUAUACCUCUCAUUUUCUUCCUGCCUUGCUUGUACCACGAGUGCUUCCUGAAACUCCUGACUCCUGCAUGGCUUUGAUAGAAUCCCUCAAGAGGGCUGAAAAAAUUCCUCCGAACACAUACGCCACUUACAUUGAAGACUGCAAAGCUGCGAAAAAUAAGCUCUUGCGAGAGGGAUCAGCUGAAACUGAGGCAAGGGACCUCACGGCACCCUUGGAGCAGCUAAAGGCUGAGCUAGAAGCACUGAGGCUGCUCGUCACAGACACAGACAAGCACUCUGCAAUUCCAGCCCAGAUUGCGGUCGUCUCUGAGAAACUGAUGGAGGUUUUGGGACGUGUGAAAGAUGAAGAUGAAGCGGCAUCCCUGACCCUGAGAGUCAGGCUGGACCUUUUGGCUCCCGAAGUUGGGCCAGCAGACCAAGGGGCGGUUGACCUUCUGCUGGCCUCCUUCUGUCAGAACGUAAUGGCUGCCUCUUAUUUCCUCCCUCCUGAGAGGCAAGGGUCCUGGCCUUCCCUCUUUGUGAAAAUGAUCUCUGGGCACCGCCCCCUGCUGUCCUCCUUGCUCAGCCGUCUCUGCCAACUUCUCUACCACCAGGGUCCUUCUCUGAGUGAUGCUCACAUCCUGGGCCUGGCUGCCUUUGCGGUUCACUUCAGUGAAGCCGAGCCCUUGCUUCCUGCAGUGGACCUCUGCUCCCCCUCCGUUCCUCGUGCCGCUCUUCACACAGGCCUUCCUCUCGCGGAACUGUGGGAUUAUUUACUGGUGUGCAGGUCUGGAGACUCAGCUCUCUUCUGCUUGCGGUUUUGCACUGCAGCAAUUUCAUACUUUCUGUGCAAGUUUCCUUCCCUUUCCCGUGAGCGCUUGUGCUCCUUGCUUCCUCCUGGUUUCGUAAAAAAGCUUCAGCAUGUCGUGCCGCGGCUUUGCUCGGAAGCGCGAGGAACCGGCUGCGAAGGGGACACCGCUGCGUUUCCUUGGAAAAUGUUAUCCUCUGCUACCCUCUGCUACAGAAAGGCUGCCCUCAGCUUGUGGAGACAAACCCGUUUCAAAGAACUCCUGCAGGAGAAAGCGUUCCAACUGACCCUCCCGGAGUGGCUGAGUAUGGAGCUGGAAGUCCUUCCCGACCAAGACACGCUCUCUGCUCGUGAAAGGCAGGGGUUCCAUCACUGGGCUCUGUAUCAGCACUAUCUCCCGAGGCCUGUUGCUGCUGGAGGCUGUGAUGGGAACUUGAGAGAGAUGGGUACCGUCCUUGCCAAUGCCAUUCUGGAUUUUUUUCAAAGGGCUGAGUCGGAAGCAUGCGGUCUCCUGAAGAACCCUGAGCGUCCCACGACCCACGCAAGAGGAAGCCCUGAUGUCUACUGCAGAUUCCAGGAGCUGGUGCUGGAGCUGGAGCUGGAGCGCAGGAGAGCCCUGCCGGGCGCCUCCGACAGAGAGGCGCACUUCCUGUUCCAGGUGUUCCGUGAGCGGCUGAAGGCUCUGGGAGACGGGUCUGCCCUGCGGGACAGGCUGCUCCGGCAGCAGGAGCUUCUCUCCCAGACAAGGAUUCUCUUAGGCCUGCCUCCGUCUGUUCUUGUGGCAACACGGAAGAAAGGAGGGAAAGUCGCGGUUGCCUGUGAAGACUUCUUCUCUUUUGUAAACACGGAACUGAGGAAUAGCUGUUCCAGAGGAUGUUCUCUGCCUUACGACAUCACCGCUCAUUUCUUCAGGGGCCUGCUGAGCACCGGUUUGGAGUGUAACAACCCUGCCCAGGAGGUGACAGCCGCACUCUCCUCGUGCCAAGCUGGGUGUCCCAUCCUCCUCUGUUCCGCUGCGCGAUGGUGGCAGAGGCUGGAGUUUGUGCUCUGCUCACAGUGGGAGAGACUCUUUGGCGUUCCCCUGGCACAGGGGCUGCAGAGCCUCAAGGAUUUACAGUCGUCUUUCAACAGCUUUCUUUCAUCUGAAGCAACUUCUCUGCCCUCCAACCUGACGUGGGUUUCUGCCACUUUCCUCCACUUCGCUCUUCAGCAGCAAGUAGAGCCUGAGAAAAGGGGGGAUGUGCUGAAAAGGUUGGGGCCCAAAGCGGAGCAGUUCCUGGUGUAUGUCUUCUUCUUUUCUGUCACGGAUUUCAUCUCAGCAAAAGUGGCACCACAGGAAGGAAUGGAUGUUUGCAAAGCUUUGGAAUGGAGCUCCAGGGUGCUUCAGUGCUUGGUGGAACAAGGGGCUGGCUGGCCGGCCGUCUUUUGUCCGGCAGGAACAGGCUGCAGGCUUUAUGAAGCCUUGCACGACACUGUACCAGAUCAGCACUUGAAGAUGUUGCCGGUUGCCUUCUACAGCCUUCUCUUCGCCUCUGAUGCAGAGCAGCUUAUCCGACAGCAAGCGUUCCUGCGCGUUGCUGUUGACAUGUAUGCGCAGCUGCUCCAGCUCUUCACGGAGGGGACCGCGGUGGCCGGGCCAAGCGAGAGGGAGCAGCCCCUGCACGUCGGCAGCCUUGAAGAUUCAUUAACGCUGAUCAAACAAGCACGGCAGCUCCUGCUCUGUGUAAUCCCCCUGUGUCCUCCAGAGACCUUCUCCAGCCUCCAAGAGAUGUUGUCCCUCUGUGGCGUUCUGGACCCAGAGCUCAAGGCGGCCCUCGUCAGCGCAGGGGGGGAUCUGCUUGAGGAAGAACUCCCACUCUUCUGAAGGCCGAAGCCCACGAGCCAGGGCCUCGGACGAAUUCCUGCAACCCCCCUCCCCAGCCAAAGAUGAACAAACCGAGUACGUGCCUUGGAGCCGAAUCUGUCCGGAGUACUGUGUAAAUAAUUUAUUACAAGCAUAAUUAUGACGUUGUAACAAUAAAAAUUAGGUUACAAA
Molecule: messenger RNA, 4952 nt
Organism: Candoia aspera
Lineage: Eukaryota; Metazoa; Chordata; Lepidosauria; Squamata; Candoiidae
Gene: FANCA
Product: FA complementation group A
Exons: 43
Coding region: 198-4781 (1527 amino acids)
Biological process (GO): interstrand cross-link repair; regulation of regulatory T cell differentiation
Cellular component (GO): Fanconi anaemia nuclear complex
Source: RefSeq, a predicted model, not a curated record